Molecule: messenger RNA, 3309 nt
Organism: Owenia fusiformis
Lineage: Eukaryota; Metazoa; Annelida; Polychaeta; Sabellida; Oweniidae
Source: the annotation of a GenBank genome assembly
GGGGCUUUGUAAGUCCGCCAUGAUGGAUGGACUAAAACGUCAUAAACGUACAUAUUUUGCACUCAUACUGUAAGAUAUAUAGAACAAAACAGAUCAAAAUGGAUGGUUAAAUCGAGAAAAGUGAUACUAAGCUAUCAUACAGUGCGUCUAUUUCCUCAAGAGAGUGACUUAGGAGGGAGUAAACGGUGAACGAAUUUUACCCCAGCUCAUUAGCAUAAAUCGGGGUCAGCACGAUGAGCAAGCUGUCUUUUAGGGCUCGGGCCCUCGAUGCCACCAAGCAAAUGCCUAUCUUCAAGGCUGAAGACAUUCCCGAUCUACCGGAUUUUGCAGCCAUUAAUCGAGCUGUGCCGCAAAUGCCCACGGGGAUGGAGAAAGAAGAGGAAACGGAGCACCAUUUGCAGAGAGCAUUAACAGCACAACAAGUAUAUGGUACAGCUGAAGCCCUAGAGAUACCUGUGCCUGAGGUUGCAGGGGUAGAAGCCUACAAUGCACUCUAUAAAGGCUCAGAAGAUUUUACUUACAAGCCACCUAAGCAAUUUGUGCAUGUGCAAGCAUUUGGAGUUGAGCAUGACAUCCCAGACUAUGAUAUGGACAGUGAGGAUGAGCAGUGGCUCACAAAACAAACCAAAAAGAUGGAAGUUACACCAGUGAAAUUUGAAGAAAUGAUGGACAGACUUGAGAAAAGUAGUGGUCAGCAGGUGUUGACUCUUCAAGAAGCAAAGCUAUUGUUGAAGGAGGAUGAUGACCUUAUUAUUGCUGUAUAUGACUACUGGCUCAAUAAACGACUAAGAACUGUCAGCUCCCAUAAGCAACAUGGUUUAAUUCCUCAGGUAAAAACAGAGAAACGAGAUGGGUCCACUACAAACAAUCCGUAUGUCGCUUUCCGGCGCAGAACAGAAAAAAUGCAAACCAGAAAGAAUCGUAAAAAUGACGAGGCUUCCUAUGAAAAGAUGCUCAAAUUAAAAAGAGAUCUCAAUAGAGCUUUAACACUACUAGAAAUUAUUAAAAGGCGGGAAAAGAGUAAAAAAGAAUUAUUACAGUUAACCGUAGAAGUUGUAGAUAAAAGAUAUGCACUAGGUGACUUCGAAGGCCGGGCUUAUGAUCAUGCAAUGUCUCAACGUCACAUACGACCACAAUACUUUCCACUACCAAAUAAUUGGUCUAGGGAUGAAAAUUAUGUCAGAAAGAAGCGAGAAUAUCGGAAAAGAAAGCAUAAAAACUCUGUUCAUUUAUCAGCUCCCUCUUCCCAAAGUCAGUCAAACCUUCCCGUGUAUACAGAGGUGGACAUCCUCAAUCCCGAUAUGUAUAGUUCAGAAGAAGAAAUAUCCCCUCCAUUAUCCGCAUCUGACCAUGAAGAUGAAAAUGAUCCUGAUGGUAUCUAUGGCUUCAAGCGCAAAGCUGGCUGUAACUACCUUGCUCCAAUCCCAGAUGGUCUUGGCAAUUGGUCUUGGGCAGGGCAAGAGGAAGGUGGAUUUGGAGAUAAAAAAUAUCGCUACUCUCUUACGUCUUUAUCAAUACCACGUCGAAGCGUCGGGUUUGCCAGGCGGCGAGUGGGCAGAGGUGGCAGGAUAAUACUAGACCGAGCCAGCACUGCCUGGGAUGAUGGCUUGUUUGACUUAGACUUCACUUCUUCAGGUUACCAUACACCAAAUGGUCUUCAAGAUUAUCCCUCCUAUAUAAAGGAAAGAAAAAUUUUACAUUUCCGUCCUGGAACACCCACUGAUGAGCCACUAUCACCUACAACAGUGCCAUUUCGUGCCCUCUCUCCCAUCGACACGGUGCCUACAGUAACAGAGUUUAAUAUUGAGAGUUUUCAUGAUCAUCAGGAGCAAUUAAUAGAAAUGCAAAGGCAGCAACAAGAACAAUUAUUAAAACAAACUGAUUUAGAUUCAUCAUUUAGUUUAGAACAUUCCUUUAGUUCACAACCAACGUCAAAGUUUACAUUGGACUCUGCGACGGCACAAUUUGCAGCAUCGGCAGUUGUUAGUACUACACAAAGUCUCAGUCAAUUAUCAGAUACAACAAACACAGUCACUACGACAACAGUCACCCUCAAUGGACCAAUCACAGACCCAGAUGGAACAAGUUGCUUCUCAAUAUCACCAGCUGCUAGUGUUCUACAACUCAACUAUCCAAUCAUGCCACAGAAUGCCACUAUACCUACUCCUGUAUCCAUAGCAACAGGUCCAGUUUCCAUAGCAACAGGGUUAAGUUCACCAUCGCCAGUCAGUGUACUAGCAACAAAGGCAGUCACGCCCACCCAUCCAGUUACCAACCUACUUAAGGUUGGGUCCACAGCCAACAAUAAUGCUUUGCCAAAGGAUGACCAUGACACUGAAAAUACAACACUGAUUGAGAGUCUUGUGAAAGAGAAGGUCGCAGCAAUGGAGGUGACCUGACAGCAAGCCGCACAACAAUUGGGUAGAUGUCAAAUAUACCUGCACUGUGCCAAGUGCUGCAUGUUAGUGUUGCUGUGCUAUGACAAACGCAUCUGGGAGUCAUGUAUCGGGGGUGUCACCUUGGCAUUUGGGGUGUCAGCUAGGCAUUAAGGGUGUCAUCUAGGCACUUUUGAAGGCCAGAGGAUGACAGGUCAAUUGAGACCAACCUUAGGAAUCAAAUGAAAAAUAGAAUGAAAAUAACUAAGAGAAUGAAUACAUAGAAGUUGAAUAUGAUUUACUGAGUAAAUCAAGAAUGAAUUGCAAAUUUGUAAUAAAGUUAUUUGGAAGACAGAGAAAAUAGGACUGAACAUUGAGAACAGAACAAGGAACCAGAAUGAGUAAGGGAUUUGUACAGUAUGGUAUACAAAUAUAUAUAUCAGUAUGUACAACUGUAAUGUAAAUGGAAGUGUAAGAUAAGUUUCAUGUUGUGAUUGAUGGCAUUCAACUUGUUGCUAGGUGCAUUUGGGUUAAUUAAUCCUAGAUUUCAGUGUUCAACAUUUUACCUGGGGAAUGGGGCAAUACUUAGAUGAAAUAGAAUAUUACACCCUGGUCAAUCACACAAAAAGCUCAAUUUUGUAUUCAACAUGUUUAUGUAAAUGUUAAUUUGUUUUUAUGUCACCACAAGAGGGAUGACAUAUCAUUAGUGUUUCACUAAUUCAACGUGGAGAUUUCUGUUUUAGAAUAUGUAAACAAAUUUUUGUAUUCAUUAACAUUUGGACUUGUUUAAACUGACAGACAAGGAGGGGUUUCUCCCCUUGCAGUGACAUUAGGCUUGGAUAGAAAUAUUUUUCACAGUUAUCAAUUUUAAGAAGAAAUAUUGGGAAAUAAGUUCAGCUAAAAUUUUCUGGCUUGAUAUGAUGGCUUUAUUUUU